CUGCAACGGACUUAUUUCCGUUGCAGAUAAUUAACUAAAAUCGGGUUAUCCUCUUUUAGAUCUGUAGACGAAAUCAGUUCACAGAUCCAGACAUCCAGACCCAGCAAUCUUCCGUCCACCCAACUUCGACCGACACAUCUCCUCCGCGGCUUUCCUAGACCGCCGGCCGCCGUCGCACGGUUUGUUAACGUCGUGGCGCUCGUCCUCCUUGCCUCGCCGUCGACCACGCAGCCAGUGUCUCCCUCCUCGCCUCGCCUUCGACAGCCAGUGUCUCCCUCCCUCCUCGCCGCCGCCGCCAGUGUCUCCACCACUCGCCUCCGCCAGUGUCUCGACCGCCAUCUUCCCCCACCUGACCUCCUCUUCCUCUCAAGGCCCAAUUCUUCAAACUGCAUGAGGAGGCUUGACAGAAUGGGCUUAAAGGCUAGACAAAAUGAGCUUGUAACUGACGAUUCAGAAGGAGAUAAGGAAGUUAUAUGGUGGUAACCUUCCUCUACGAGGCGAUGAUGAUGGAACGGGAGGGGCUGGGCAGCCCGGGAUUUCAAGAUCCAGCUAGAAAACCUACAGAUCUGGCUCCCAUCCAUCUUCCUCGGACAAAGCUUUCACGAGGUGACGGCGGUAACGGAAGAGCUUUCAGGCGACGAGGGCCAAGUAGGAGGAAUUGCACAGUGAACGGGUUGUUUGAAGAUAUUGUAUUGCCUGAGCGCAUUAUGAGUGCCGAAAAGGAAAGGGAAAGAAGUGGUGAAGGACCAACCCGGAAACGGCUGAGAUUUGAUGAGAAUGAUGCAGAGCAUGAAGUGUUAUACCUAAGCUCCGGGUUUACCGGUGUUUUGAUGGAGGAAUGAUAAUCGAUUAUUAACAAGGAUAAUCGAUUAUUUUGGCAGAUUUCUGGGAACGAAAUGUUGGUGUUUGUGUGGGGAAAGGCUGGAAAAAUAUGGGGAUGAUGAGGGAGUUCUUUUGGGUAUUUUAAUGGAAGAAAAGGGUAAGAUUAAGAGGAGAAAUGGGGAGGUAUGAAAUGGGAGAAAAUCAGGGAUGGAUAAACCAAGUUGGUGUUUAAGAGAUAUUACACACUCUUAUCCUAACUUGGGGUUUGAAUCUAGAAUUUAAUUAAGAUAUGACACACUUAAUCAAAUAUCUAGAACCUA
Molecule: messenger RNA, 1142 nt
Organism: Cuscuta campestris
Lineage: Eukaryota; Viridiplantae; Streptophyta; Magnoliopsida; Solanales; Convolvulaceae
Source: the annotation of a GenBank genome assembly